Molecule: messenger RNA, 2268 nt
Organism: Peromyscus californicus insignis
Lineage: Eukaryota; Metazoa; Chordata; Mammalia; Rodentia; Cricetidae
Product: amiloride-sensitive amine oxidase [copper-containing]
Exons: 4
Coding region: 13-2268 (751 amino acids)
Biological process (GO): amine metabolic process; response to antibiotic
Cellular component (GO): plasma membrane
Molecular function (GO): diamine oxidase activity; primary methylamine oxidase activity; quinone binding
Source: RefSeq, a predicted model, not a curated record
UAUUCCAGAGCCAUGAGGCUAGCAAAAAUGAGCCUGGCCUUCACCUGGGGAGCUGUCAUAUUGGUGCUACAGAUGGCAGGCACAGAACCUGCUGUGAGGACUCCUCAUGACAAACCUAGGGUGUUUGCAGACCUGAGCACCCAGGAGAUAAAGGCUGUGCACAGCUUCCUGAUGAGCAGAAAGGAGCUGCGGCUCCAGCCAUCCAAGAGAGUGACUUUGGCCAAGAACUCAGUGUUUCUCAUUGAGAUGCUACUGCCCAAGAAGACGCAUGUGCUGAAAUUUCUGGAUAAAGGAGGAAAAAGCCCUGUGCGGGAAGCCAGGGCCGUCAUCUUCUUCGGUGCCCAGGAGCACCCCAAUAUCACCGAGUUUGCUGUGGGGCCCCUGCCAUUGCCGUACUACAUCCGAGAACUGUCCCCCAGGCCAGGGCACCACCUGUCCUGGUCAUCCAGACCCAUCUCAAUGGCAGAGUAUGACCUCCUCUUCCACAUGCUGAAGAGAGCCACCGCACCUCUGCAUCAGUUUUUCCUUGACACCACUGGCUUCUCAUUCCUGGACUGUGAUGACCGGUGCUUGACUUUUACCGACGUGGCUCCCCGUGGGGUGGAGUCUGGUCAGCGUAGAAGCUGGUUUAUCGUGCAGCGCUAUGUGGAAGGCUACUUCCUGCACCCCACGGGUCUGGAGAUCCUUGUGGAUCACGGGAGCACAGAUGCCCAGGACUGGAGAGUGGAGCAGCUCUGGUAUAACGGCAAGUUCUACAACAGCCCAGAGGAACUGGCUCAGAAGUAUGCAGAUGGAGAAGUGGACACAGUGGUCCUUGAGGACCCACUGCCUGAUGACACAGAGAAGCCCCCACUCUUCUCUUCCCACAAGCCCCGAGGGGAAUUCCCCAUGCCCAUCACUGUUGCUGGCCCCCACGUUGUACAGCCCAGUGGUCCCCGAUACAAGCUGGAGGGCAACACUGUGCUCUAUGGAGGCUGGAGCUUCUCUUACCGGCUAAGAUCUUCUUCUGGGCUGCAGAUCUUUAAUGUGCUCUUUGGAGGUGAGCGUAUCGCCUACGAGGUCAGUGUGCAAGAGGCUGUGGCACUGUAUGGAGGACACACACCUGCAGGCAUGCAGACUAAAUAUAUUGAUGUUGGCUGGGGCCUGGGCAGUGUCACUCACGAGCUGGCCCCUGGCAUCGACUGUCCAGAAACUGCUACUUUCCUGGAUGCCUUCCACUAUUAUGACAGUGAUGGCCCUGUCCAUUAUCCGCAUGCUCUCUGCCUCUUUGAGAUGCCCACCGGGGUGCCCCUUAGGCGCCACUUCAACUCAAACUUUAAAGGCGGCUUCAACUUCUAUGCGGGUUUGAAGGGGUAUGUGCUGGUGCUUCGGACAACAUCAACAGUCUACAAUUAUGAUUAUAUCUGGGAUUUCAUCUUCUACCCUAACGGUGUAAUGGAGACCAAGAUGCAUGCCACUGGCUACGUCCAUGCAACCUUCUACACCCCUGAGGGACUGCGCCAUGGCACUCGCCUACAAACCCACCUGCUUGGCAACAUCCACACCCACCUAGUGCACUACCGUGUCGACCUGGAUGUGGCAGGCACCAAGAACAGCUUCCAGACUCUGAAGACAAAGCUGGAAAACAUCACCAAUCCCUGGAGCCCAGGUCACUCCCUGGUUCAGCCCACACUCGAGCAGACCCAGUACUCCCGGGAGCGCCAGGCUGCAUUCCGCUUUGGACAGACUCUGCCCAAGUACCUGCUUUUUAGCAGCCCCCAAAAGAACCGUUGGGGCCACGCUCGCAGCUACCGCCUGCAGAUCCACUCUAUGGCUGACCAGGUGCUGCCACCAGGCUGGAAGGAGGAGCGGGCUGUCACUUGGGCCAGGUACCCCCUGGCUGUGACGAAGUAUCGGGAGUCUGAGCGUUACAGCAGCAGCCUCUACAACCAGAAUGACCCCUGGGAUCCCCCCAUUGUCUUCCAGGAGUUCCUUCAGAACAAUGAGAAUAUUGAAGAGGAGGAUUUGGUGGCCUGGGUGACAGUGGGAUUCCUGCACAUCCCCCACGCAGAAGACGUCCCCAACACAGCCACACCUGGGAACUCUGUGGGCUUCCUGAUCCGGCCCUUCAACUUCUUCCCAGAGGACCCGUCCCUGGCAUCGAGAGACACUGUGAUAGUGCGGCCCCAGAAUAAAGGGCUCAACCAUGUCCAGCGCUGGAUUCCUGAGAACAGAGCCUGCCUGAUGUCUCCUCCCUUCAGCUACAAUGGGACCUACAUGCCUGUGUGA